Molecule: messenger RNA, 672 nt
Organism: Camellia sinensis
Lineage: Eukaryota; Viridiplantae; Streptophyta; Magnoliopsida; Ericales; Theaceae
Source: RefSeq, a predicted model, not a curated record
GUUUCCUGCAUCUUCCAACUCUCUUUUUCUUUCUGUACACCACAAAUUUUCUCGCGAUCCAAACACGUUUCGUCGCUCAGAAAAUCCAAUCGAAUCCAAAAGAUGUCUUCGACAUUCAGCGGUGAUGAAACUGCUCCUUUCUUCGGCUUCCUCGGCGCCGCUGCUGCCCUCGUCUUCUCCUGUAUGGGAGCUGCGUAUGGGACAGCGAAGAGUGGUGUUGGAGUGGCGUCGAUGGGUGUGAUGAGGCCAGAACUGGUGAUGAAGUCGAUCGUUCCUGUUGUUAUGGCUGGAGUGUUAGGUAUUUAUGGAUUGAUCAUUGCUGUUAUCAUCAGCACUGGUAUUAACCCUAAGGCCAAGUCCUAUUACCUGUUUGAUGGUUAUGCUCAUCUUUCCUCUGGUCUCGCUUGUGGCCUCGCUGGCCUCUCUGCUGGAAUGGCGAUUGGGAUCGUCGGCAAUGCCGGUGUUAGAGCUAAUGCACGGCAGCCUCGCCUUCUCAUUUUCGAAGACAGUCGCUUCGAUCUCCCGUCUCUGGGCUUUUAAACCUACAGCAAAGAUGCAGAACGAAGAGGGACAAAACAUGGACCUUUACAUCCCUAGGAAAUGUUCCGCCACAAAUAGGUUAAUUACUGCAAAGGACCAUGCAUCUGUACAGCUUAAUGUUGGACAUUUGGA